UCGAGGGGAUUGAUGGGGGCGUUGGUCUGUCUGAUGAUGUUCGCCUACCAGAUUGUACCUUACCACAAUUUGUAGGCCACAUUAACAAAAAGUGUUGUGGUAUAACUAAGGCAAAACGCUGUUCCUGUUGUUCUUCACUAAAGCAGUUCAGCUCCCUGGAGACCAACAUCACAAUUGCCAUGGCGCAGUCAAAGCCAUCAUCAAAUGAUAAAGGUGGUCCAGUUUAUGAAGAUGAUGUCUGUAAACUGACCCUUCGUGGUGUCUAUGAUGUAAUGCUGGAGAUGGGGUUGUCCAUGGAGGGACUUACAGACCUGAAAGAAGCCCAGUUGGUCUUGAAGACAGAAAUCAUUAAGAAGGAGGCAGUCAGGUCAACAGACAAUCGCAAUCUCGCAGCCAUCUUGAAGAAGAUCAAAGAGGACCAUAAGAGAAAAUGUGACCAGUUGAUCUCGCUGUUGGAUGCCAUUGAGACAAAGAUUGACAGCGUGCCGAAGACAGAUCCACUUUGGAACCAGCUCGAUAUCAUCUGUAAAGACUAUAAAGACAUCUUCGAAAACCAGCGGACAGAGUUGAGGAAGGCUCUCUGUAAAUUACUUGUGACUGGUGAGACAUGUGCCGGGAAGACAUCUGUUAUCAACAACCUGCUGGGAGGCACAUUUCUACCGGAAAGCUUCUUGUGCAAUACUCAGGCAUUAUCAGAGAUCACCUACGGAGAGGAAAACCAUGCUGUAGCAUACCCAUGGGACAAUGGCGAGCCUUUAGAAAUUGUGCCAGAAGAAGGGAAAGACUUCUUGGAAGUUUUGAAAGAGAGGAUUGAAGCGAGAGAGGAUGAGUCGAGCCAUGGUGUCUUCAAGAGGAUUGAGAUUAACCUGAACAACGUCUUCCUCAAGGAGACAGAGGUCACCAUCAUUGAUACGCCAGGAGUGGGAGACAAUGCACAAACAACCAAGAUGGUGCAUGAACACCUCCAGGAUGCAUUUGGUUUCCUUUUCAUCAUCAACACAGCAAACCGAGGGGGUGUCCAUGAUCGGAUCUGUGAUCUUGCCAAUGAAGUGACCAGCGUAAAAAUUGACAAAAGGCAGUUCAUCCGGCCAGAAUCUGUUGUCUUUCUUGGGAACAAAUUCGAUAUGAUACCACCUAGUGACCAUGAUCGCCUGGUUAAUGACAUCCUUAUGAAACUGAGGCAGUGCUGGCCCGAGUUCAAGUCAGAGCAGUUCCUGCCCUACUGUGCUACAGAAGCUGCUGCUGUCCUGAAAGAUGGCUUCAUGACCAGACCAUUUUGUGAGCUCCUAAAUCGGUUCGAGACGCUUAUCCCAGUUGGGUCAGAUAACAAACUCAGACUGAAUUUUUUUUGGAUAGCGAACAUGCUGAGGAAGAUCAUCUUUGCGCUCGAUAUUCACAUCAACAAUAGGCAAAAAGACUUGAAGAAAAAGAAGAUGGAAUUAGAAGCAACUAUUGCAAGACUUUCAGAACUUCAAGAAGUUACGGUGAAAGACUUUAGGGCUUUCAAACACAGUCUGAAUAAAGUGGUUGAUGAGUUGGUAGCUAAGCUAAAACGAUUCUUCCUUGAUGAAAGGGUCUUUGCCAGUCUAGCUGACUGGGGGGAUGCGGAUGAUUUUAGCCUGGUUACAGACUGGGAGGAGUUAGAGAAACGGCACUACGAAUGCUUGGCAUCUCGUCUUGAUAGCCAGAUGCGGAAGUGGGACAUGGAGAAGAAGGAAUUUGAGCGUGCAAUGGAUAAAUUCCGACAAGAAGUUGAAAAACGUGUGAGUAGUAUUGGCGAGAAGUUAGAAAAAGAGAUGAGACAAGUCUCAAAUCAAGGUCAACUGAAUGAAAGGCAGUCAAAAGAGGCGGGUGAUACUGGCCGCGGCUGGUUCCGUCCAUUCCUCCACAGUAUGACGACAUUCGAGCGUGCAUUCUUUGGUUAUUCUGCUGUGGUUCUUUUCCCAGUGACGGCAGUGAUUGCAGUGUCUGCGUUCAUCUACCUCGGCUCUGUCAAGCUCUCGGACGUGAUCAGGACAUAUUUCAAAGGACAUGAGUUUAAAAGGUUUGAAGCCAAUCCAGUAGAAUACCUGAAGAAGCGCUCAGAGACUUUGAUUAAAGAGUACUGCAACUCCAAGCAAGGUCUGCGAGCUCAAGUUGUACAGAUGUUGGGUCCCUGGCAUGAGUUUGUAGACAGACUGACAGAAAUCGUCCCUGAACAAAUCAACAGGGACAAGAUGAUGAUCAAGACCUUCGUUAUUGAAAAAAAAAUUGAUGCUCAACUGAAUGAGGAGUAUCCUAUCAGGAGAAGAAGUCUAGAGGCGGUACAGAAAGCUAUGAGGCAUUUUGAAAUGUUCAGCCUGCUGCGAAUGUCCAAGGAUGUUGCUAUGUUCAGUCUGAAUGAAGUUCUGCUUGAUGAAAAUGAGAAAUCCAAGAUUUGCGGUGGGUUCAAUGCCGACAUAUAUCGAGCUGCUCUCCGCAUCCUCCCUGCAGCCACUCCAGAUGAAGUCCGUGCUAUGAUUCAGGAUGGCCAGAAAAUGAUGCAGGCAAAUCUCACAAGUAUUGCUGAAAUGCAUGAGCCGAUAGCAAAGGAGGAAGGAGAUGAUGUGUUCCCUUCAACUUUAACUGAGUUGGAGCAAUCCUUUCAAAACUCGGGUGGAAAAUCUGAUGUUGAUGAAAUGGAUGAUGGGGUUCGACAUGCAUCUUUCUCUGGUGAAGGUGAUACCUCGUACCGCACAGAUAAGGUAUUCAAAGCGUUCAAGAUGUCGGUCAACAGUUCGGAGGAAGACGGUGGGAAGGUCAAAGAGGUUGCACCCUGCUGUCUUCAGGGAGGCGAUAGGGCCGAAGAGGAGAGGAAGGGAGAGACAGGCUCGGUUGAUCACGGAGGAAAUGGGCAGAACAGUGUGAAAGAGAUUAGGUCAUGUUCACUGGGUAAAGACAAGGUUGUGAUGCCCGAGGAUAAAGGUGCAGUUCAAGGUAUUUCCGGUGCUACAUCUAGUGGUGGUGAAAGGAAGUUAGAGGAGGAGGCAGAGGCUAUAGAGGAAGUGGGUGGAGAAGCUCCUUUGGCGGAUAGGCAGCCAAAGAUUUUAUCUCUGAUGAAUGAACUCCAUCAAGGGCAGGGUGCAGUUGCAAAAGAUGUCGAACAGAAUACGUCGCACGCAGGUCAAGCUCAGCGGCUAUUAGGUGCUACCAGCAACAAACCAAAGAUGUCUAGCCUCCCUGCUAAUUUGAGGAAUGUGCAGGAUAGCAGGAUCGUCCAAAGUGUUGUAAACCGAGGACAAAGUUUUGAUGUGCCGGCCAGUGCGCCAGGUGCGGAUGACAUCCGUGGGUGCUGCACACGACAGCCGAUAUCAGGCAAGAUGGGCCUCAUCUCAAUCCGCUGCAUUAGAAUGAAAAUCCUUGAGAGAGACAUCUACCAUUACCUUGAGGAGGAGAGGUGUUAUAGUUGCCACCAGUGUCCAAAUCUGGUGAAGUUCAAAGGGACUUGCAUUAGCGAAAACAAAGUCUACCAUAAAUUGGAGCCAUUGCAGUGCGGUCUUCGCCAAUUUGUCAUGGAGAAACUGUGGGAUAUACCCAUAGAUCUGUCACCAGGUGGCAGCCCGCCAAGAGAAACAAAGUCGCCAAAGGUCUCUGUCCCCGCAGAUGUCCCCAAGUACAAUAUGAUCAAGGAUUGGCUGCUAUCGAUAUUGGAAGGACUCGUCUACCUUCAUGCCAAGGAACUCACCUCUCUCAACCUGUCUCUGGAUAGCAUUGCCGUUGACACUAACAAUGUCAUCAAACUGACCAACAUCUCCUGUCCAAAGCGCAUCAUCUUUUUCGAGCAGUUGAGUUCAAUGACCAAAGAUGACCUACGCUCUUUUCGCUAUAUUGCUCUGGAGGCAUUUGAACAGAAUCCCAAGAAGGAUAGAUGUAGAUACACUUCGGAAUCAGACAUGUACGCAUUUGGACUACUUAUCUGGGAGAUACUUUGUGGGAAGGUUGUUUUCGAGGACGAUUUUAACAACAAGAGUACAGACUUAGACACGGCAGACAAAUUCAUGGAGUUUAUUCGAACCCGACGACCUGUCUUACCAACAUCGGAACUUUGUCUUUCGGACUCGGAUUUUUCAAAUCACCUGAUGCAAAUCCAGAGCAAAUGCUGGAAGUUUGAUUUAAACCAGCGGAUCACAUCUGAACUGUGUAUGGGGCUGGUCAGAACUGAACCUCGUCCACCACCUAUGCCCGCAGCAAGGUUUUAGGUUGAAAUCAAAUUGACUCUCUGAGACAGUUGGUUUUGUCAUGGCUGAGUCACAUUGUCACUGGUAAUGAUUCACGCCUCGUGAUAAACGUGUCAACAAAGGAAUUUUCACACUUUGGAAAUGAAUUUGUCAUUUUUCAGUUCACGGGUGAAUGAUUUGCAUCAGGAAGCAUGUUAGGUGACUAUUUAACGUUCAUGACAUUUCCCCGUGUAUGUGUACUCUUGGAAACCCUGAUGAUGAUAUUGCAAAAUACAUGUACAUUUUUGCAGAUAUGUAUUGAGAUAGAAACUGACCACACUCAUUGGCUCGGCCACACAUGUCUGUUUGUAAUUUUGUAUAAAAUGUGUUAUAAUGGUGCUAGCAUGAAUUACGUGUAUAUAGACUGCUGGUAUGCAUAUCUGUAAUACUUUGUUUACGCCAGCCAAGAUGCGCUUGUCUCGUUCAUCUAUUUUACCUUUAAAAGGCCUUUGUAAAAAGAUGCCGCUUGACCAGUGUAAACCUGUCGACACCAUACUAUGAAGUGCUGAUUAGUUUGUGUUUGACAGUGUGUUCUGGAAAAUGUCAUGGUUUACAAUCAUGUGUUUUAAAUGGUAUAGGGCAAGACCCAUUCGUUUUUGGAUGAAAUAAAGUUCAAA
Lineus longissimus is the source of this 4852-nucleotide messenger RNA. RefSeq lists its product as uncharacterized. The transcript is spliced from 9 exons. Gene Ontology annotation, molecular function: ATP binding; protein kinase activity. NCBI's taxonomy places the organism in Eukaryota, Metazoa, Nemertea, Pilidiophora, Heteronemertea, Lineidae. The record is from RefSeq and is a predicted model, not a curated record. Gene Ontology annotation, biological process: protein phosphorylation. Bases 180 to 4217 code for a protein of 1345 amino acids.